Prorocentrum cordatum is the source of this 1349-nucleotide messenger RNA. Lineage: Eukaryota; Dinophyceae; Prorocentrales; Prorocentraceae. The record is from the annotation of a GenBank genome assembly.
CUGGAGCGGCUCGUGUCCAUGCGGCGGCCGCAACCUCGGGGGCGGGCGGCCCAGGGGGGAGGUCCCGGGCGGCUCUCCCCCCCUGGGCCAUGCACCCGUGUUGCCUCCGCUGGUCCGUGGGCUUCGAGCGGGCCAGGGCCCAGCGGGCGCUGCUGCUGAGAAGGGGCAUGUCGGGCGCGCUGCAGGCGCUGGUGGAGACCGCCGGGGCCGACGCCGAGGCUGGCGCUCCCAAAAGCGCCGGGGAGCCGCGGCGCCAGGGAGCGGGCCGCGCCGGCGGGCGAGUGGCAGUGGCAGGCGUCGGAGGAGUGGAAGCACUACGACCCCGAGGCGGCGGCUCGACUCACCGAGGCGUACCUCGGCUACGAGGAGGACUGCACGCUCGUCCACGGGCAUCACGGCAGCGAGGGGGGUUGGAGGGUCGACCUGGAGGCCCUGCGGCAGACCAGGCAGUCGUUGCCGGCGAGGCGGAGCAGCGCGCGAGUGGCUUUGGGCGCUCCGAGGGCCAUGCGCCAGGUCCAAUCGAACGCCAUCCAGAACGCUUUCCUUCAGACGGCCACGCAGCCAGAGAUGAUGCAGGCGAUGCUCGCGCUUUUCGGCCAGGGCGUCCCGAGGGCCGAGCCCACGAUCACCAUGCUGCCCUCGGUUGGCGGUGCGACCAACGGCGGCGGCGGCGCGCUCACGCUCCAGCCGCACCAGCAGCUCGCCCUGGCCGACGGGCCCCCGCCGCCGCCCCCGCCGCCGGCGCAGCCGGCGGAGCAGCUGGCGGAGCAGCCGGCGGAGCAGCCGGCGGAGCAGCUCGCGGAGCAGCCGGCGGAGCAGCCGGCGGAGCAGGAGAGGCCGCCGCCGGCGCCGCCGACGAGGAGAUGGGCGAUGGCGCAGUGGAGUCCAAGGACGUCGAGGCCAUGGCGGUCGCUCUGGCAAACAAAAUGCGCAAGGGCAUCUUCGCCAAGGCCAAGGGAAAAGCCAAAGCCAAGGCGAAAGGCAAGGCCAAGGCAAAAGCCAAAGCCAAGGCCAAGCCGCUGACGAAAAAACCCGCCGCCAAGGUCCAGGACGCGGUGACCCCCGUGAAAAAGGCCAAGGGGAAGGAUGAGACUCCCCCCAAGACCCACAAGUCCCCGAAUGAGAUCCCCUACGUGAAGGUCACCGCCGCCAUGCGCAAGUUCCCAGGGAAGCCAACUAAGAAGGUGGCGGCGUGGAGCGUGAAAAACUUGCGGGUCUACACGGACGUGAACAACUCUAAGUGGAGGGUGAAGGCGGUGAAGGAGAGGAACGAUAAGGGCUUCAUGUACUCCGACGAUCCCCGCACGGCCUGGUCCAAUAUGUGGGCGUACGUCGAUAGCUUCCCGUGA